UUUCUUUCUUAUUAUACUAUUAUUUUGACUUUUCAGUAUGAAAUGGAGAAGGUGAUUAAUAGGAAAGUCAAAUUUGAACUAAAUAUAUAUAUUUUAGACUAAAACAAAAUCGUGCAGAAACAAGCGAUUGAAUUGACACUGUUAUGCGAUUGAGUUGUCUCCAGCAAUUCCAGAUCCGAAAGUUUCCCAGAUCCAGCUUCAUGGCCCAAUCAGCGAGUGCCGGCCCUGCGAAGAAACUUAUUCAAAUUGAUGUCAGUGCAGACACUGUAUGCCCAUGGUGCUUUGUGGGGAAAAAGAAUCUCGAUAAAGCUAUAGCAUCAUCGAAUGAUCAAUACAAUUUUGAGAUCAAAUGGCACCCCUAUUUUCUUAAUCCUUCCGCGCCCAAGGAAGGUGUUGUUAAGAAGGACUAUUACAGGAAUAGGUUUGGACCGCGAGUUGAACAAAUGGAGUCUCGGAUGAGUGAGAUCUUUAAGGGUUUUGGGAUGGAAUACGACAGGGAUGGACUAACGGGAAAUACUCUGGAUAGCCAUAGGUUAAUAUAUUUCGCUGGACAACAAGGGCCAGAUAAGCAACAUGCACUUGUUGAAGAACUUUGCCUUGGUUACUUCACACAGGGAAAGUAUAUAGGUGACAGGCAAUUUCUUGUGGAGUCUGCAAGAAAGGUAGGACUGGAAGGGGCAGCAGAGUUUCUUGAAGAUCCAAACAAUGGACUGAAGGAGGUUAACGAGGAACUUCAGAAGUACUCAGCAAAUAUAAGCGGAGUCCCAUAUUACGUGAUAAAUGGAAAGCACCAAUUGAGUGGAGGCCAACCACCGGAAACCUUCCUGAGAACUUUUCAAACAGCUGCAAGCAAAUAAAAUGUUGUUUUCUGAUCAACUAUGGGGGAGUCCUUCAGUUCGACCACAUGGAUGGCUUGUUUCUUUUUUCGUUCUAUUCUUCUUAAAUUUAUCUUGUUAUCUCAUUGUCUGUGCAGAUGGUAUUAAUGUCAUUAGAAAAAUAAGGUGCGAUUAAACCCGAGUUGUUGUAACAUUGGUAAUAAGUGAAACUUUUGCACAAACAUAUUAUCUAUAUUGGAUUGAAAACGAAUAUUUGUAUGUGUUCAUAUUGUCUACCUCUGUUCAAAUGAUGUUUUCAAAUG
Messenger RNA from Olea europaea var. sylvestris, 1138 nucleotides. RefSeq lists its product as uncharacterized. Bases 144 to 857 code for a protein of 237 amino acids. The record is from RefSeq and is a predicted model, not a curated record. The transcript is spliced from 8 exons. Gene Ontology annotation, molecular function: oxidoreductase activity. NCBI's taxonomy places the organism in Eukaryota, Viridiplantae, Streptophyta, Magnoliopsida, Lamiales, Oleaceae.